Molecule: messenger RNA, 1509 nt
Organism: Saccharomyces mikatae IFO 1815
Lineage: Eukaryota; Fungi; Ascomycota; Saccharomycetes; Saccharomycetales; Saccharomycetaceae
Gene: GIS3
Product: Gis3p
Exons: 1
Coding region: 1-1509 (502 amino acids)
Source: RefSeq, a predicted model, not a curated record
AUGCUGUUGGACGUAAAUACAAAUCGUACACUAAUGCAUGACGCCCAUGUGCACGAACAUCGGCUCAUCAAAAGCAUGCGUAACGAAGGAGCAUUGCACUCAUGGAGUGACUCGUCGAAAGUAUUUUACCCCAAGUCAUUUUACGCUACUGCUACCAAUAAGAAGAAUAACAAGUCUGCCAGUGCCAGCAUGAACAAGACGUUUACAAGUACUAGAGCGGUGAGUGAUCAGAGUUAUUUCCGGUCUUCGAAGCCAUCUCUGGUUGGUGUAGUGGAUGCUGAACGUAUUAGAACACCCAUGAAGAAGAAUAGUUUUAAGCGAACUAGAAUACUGAAGACUCGAGACGAUUCCGAGCUGCUGAGUGAAAAUCGCUCAUCUUUGAUGACCCCGUCCUUAAGUUCGGUCAUGUUGCAGGUCAAGAAAUCAAAUUCCGCUAAAACGGUAUCGGGCGAAUGCCCUAUCCAGGAGGCCCACUUGAUACAAAGCAUAAAGAGAAAGUUUUCAGAGGAGACUCAAAGCGACUGUUCUUCUUUGGAGUCGUCCAAACUUCAUCCUUUGACUGAUGAUAUCUUUGACGGAACUGAUUUGCAGGCCCGCACCAUCAGUGAUGAAGUGCAGGCCGAGCCAGAGGUGCCCAAGAUGAAAAUAAUAAAUAUAAAUGAUCUUGAUUUGUUCGACGACUGGGAGGUCAAAGACUUAGUUGAUCUGGUUCCUCCCUUAUACGAAAGACACCCGCAAUCACCUUCUGAUGUCUCGUCGACUCCUGUGUCUCCAGAUGCAAAGCCUCGCCCAACUUCUGUAGACUUCCAAAUCGUCGACAAAAAGGACAGCACUUCAAGGAGGAAGAGCAAAAGCAAAUCUACUACGGAGAACAUGAUUUACGAAAACGACUUGGUAGAAUUGGAGCAAUGGCCAUCCGCUUCGUCAUCGCCCGAGAACAAUCGUUCAACUGCAUCUAGCGACUUACUCUUACCGAACAAAAGAAUAAGACAAAAAAGUUUAAAUACCAAUUUCUUGAAGCUAUACUCCAUCGAAACAUCAUGUAAAAGGAAAAACAUUUUACCGGAAGUUGAAGUGGACGACCAUUUGUUGAAACAACUGUCAUAUUCUGAAAUUUGGGCUCUAGAAAUCAAAAAGGAACCCAACGUCUCUACUAGGGAUAUUAAGCUUGCCCUCAUCACCAGAAAAAAGUUAUGGUCUGACAUGGUCCAUGAAACGAGAAAUGAUCUUUUUGGCGAUUCGACCCCAUGGAACUUACAUUUUGUCGCCACCACAAGCAAGGUGCAACCUUUACAGGGCGGUGAAUCCGCCAAGGAACAUGCAACAGCAGAUUCAAAGAGUUCUUUGGUCCGUGUGCAUUCAGAGGUCAAGCCAUGGUUCAACAAUGGAGGCACAAUGCUCAAACCAUGUGGAAAACUAAAUUUGGGCAAAGCCACGAAUAAGAAUACCACGCCUACAAGGGAGAUUCAAUAUGUCGUAAAGGGUUGGUGUGACAGUAGAUUUUUCUGA